AUGUCGAAAGACAAACGCCGCAGCAUCUUCUCCCUGGGCGCCCUGACCGGCCUCCAGAUCCCCAAGGAUGAGUCGCAGCCCGCGAACCUCCUGCGCAAGCGCCGCACCGCCUCCUUCAUGUCCAACCUGUCCGACAUCUCCCAGCACCUCGAGCUGCCGUCGCUGGACCUGCCCAAUGGCCCCUCGCCCGCCGACGCGCCCCUGUCGCCGCGCCCGACGCUGUCGCGAGGCAGUGGGAAGCGCGCCAGCUCCGUCUUCGGCUCGCUGCGCAGCUACAAGAUCGACGACGAGCCUCCCUCGGCGAGCUCGACCCGCACCUCGAUGGGCUUCGAGUUCCUCGUCGACGAGGCCCACAACCGCCAAGUCCUGCACUACGGCGAGGUCCAGACCAGCAGCUCCAUGUUCCGUAAGAAGAAGGAGUACCUGGUCCUGACCGAGACCCACCUGAUGCGCUUCAAGAGCCAGUCCAAAGCCGCAGAGGCCUUCACCGCUAUCCCCUCGCCCUACCGCCGCGUGUCCUCGUACAGCCACACCCAGACCCCGUCGACGGGCUCCUCACACGAUCUCCAAUCCCUCGCCUCGGAGAUCUCUGGCGACCGCGGCCAUGGCACGCCAUUGCGCCAGGUCGUUGCCAUCUACCACCUCGACGAUGGACGGCCGCACUUUGCCGUCGAGAUUUUCUGCCUGGACGACGAAACGAACAACGCUGCGUCCAUGACACUGCAGUUUGGGGACCCUGACGAGAUGCACGAAUGGCUCGCCAAGAUACGCGAAGCUGCCAACCGCGCACGACUAGCCGACGAAAACCCAAUCUCCGCAUACAACUCGCAUCUGGCGGCCCGUGUGGUGGAGGCCGAGCGCGACUACGUCCCCCCGCACUAUGCCAUCUACAAGGUGGUGGUCAGACCCCAGGGCAAGGCUACAUCGAGAGCGUCGUCAGACGACCUGUCCAAGGUGUCUGCCUCUGUGUGUUUUCUGGCCAUAGGAGUGCAUAAAGUGCACCUCAUACCCCUUUUCAAACCGCCCUCCCAACGAACCUCUAGUCCCUCUCUAUCGUCCUACAACACUCAGUCGUCAUUUGGCAUCCUUACGUUUACAGAGGUGGCUGUUAGUGAGGUCGAUGAUACCUUUCAACUAACAUUCCGCAUACCCUUUGAGCGACCAAAGACUCUCCUCUUGGCCUCGCUUGCCUCGCAUGACAUUGCUGUUCGCCUGAGGCACGUCGAGGAGGACAUGAGGCCAGAGUGGGAAUCGCGGCCAUAUCAGUUCCUGGUGCCCGACGAUGUUCAACCUGACAUGCUCCGGCAGUCAAGUCCCCAGCCCAUCGACCAGGAUUCUCUUGAUCGUACGCUCAUAGGCUAUUGCGUGGCGUACGGCGUGCAGCCCGAGAACAUCAGUUAUCAAAUCACAUACCCCGAAGAAGACCAACCUCGCUUCGAACUCCUCCGACCGGUUGGACUGCGAAGACAACAGUACACUUCACUCGAACUUCUUGCUGUCAUGCGCUCGCUCCGAUACAACGAGACGUUUGGAGGCAUAUCGUUCAAGGAUGUGCAUCUGGAUGUCUUGAAUGGAUUGGUGGACGAAUUUGGUGCAGAACAUCUCUGCUUGAAGACGAAGCGAGGCACAUAUGUGCGUAUGGAUGCCGAUGAGCUUGAACGAUCUUGCUUACUGGUACAAGAAAUCCGCGCUUUGGCCUUGACCAAUCGCAAGCUAAGGAGGAUGGACUUUUCUUCCUGUAUCACAAGAAGACCCAAGGACCAUUUCGAUACAAAGGUCAAUGUUAGGGACGUUGGAUGUGGCAUUGUGGAGGCUCUUUUCCCGCUUUGCAAGCAUCAAACAACAAACGUUGACUGGAUUGCUCUCAACAACAUCCAACUCGGAGACACAGAUCUGGACUACUUGGUUGCUGCUGCUGUUGAGCGAGCCUGUCACCUGCGCGGGCUCGAGCUUAGUGGAUGUGGCCUGACUGAUCGCGCCUUGUCUCUCGUUCUGGAUUCGCUCCGGCCGCAAGAGAACACCCUCGAGGCUUUGGAUCUUUCGUCAAACGCCUACCGGCUAUCGCCUACCUUGUUCGAUUCUCAGAUUGGUGUGUUUGGAUACCUUACGAAGCUCAACCUAUCUCAUGUCGCACGGUCAUCGGGUGUCGAAGCGUUGAUUUCCGUCGAAACGUUUCAAUCGUGGAGGCUGCAGGAGUUGUGCUUGAGUGGGACCUCGCUCAAUGCUGCCAUGGUCGAUUCCAUAGCCAGCUACCUCGUCAACUUCAAGCAGUCGAAGAGCUUGCGCGAGCUUCGAUUGGACCAUUGCUACCUCACCGGAAAAGACAUCGCCUACUUACUGCAAGCCAUGACCGAACAAGCAGGCGUAGCUCGAGACCUGCACUUGGACGUUAGCGAAAACAACAUCGAACAAGACCUCGGGAAGAUGACCAAGGCUAUCGCAAACGGCCUUGCUCCUUCCACUCUCACACUUCGCCUGAUGGAGUUUGCAAAGGAAUCCGACUUUCGAAAGAUGAUUCUUGCAUUGGCAAAGAACAAUACUAUCCGCCAGCUCGAUAUCUCUCGCGCCUCCCUGCCAAGUGACGCCUCGGGAGAGACAUGUCAAGCUUUGGAGAAGAUGUUCGCCGAGAACAACAGCCUUGAGUGGCUUGAUAUGUCUGGGGAGGAUUCUCGACUGGAGACUACGAAGCUUGGCGUUGGCGUCAACCGAGCGCUGAGGGGUCUGCAACAUAACCACUCCCUGCGCGUCUUGUAUAUCAGAUACCAAAAGCUUGGUGUACAAGGCGCUAGCAGCCUUGCCGACGUCCUGAAGGUUAACAACACCCUGCAAUAUCUCUACUGCGAAAACAACGCCAUCGCACUGAACGGUUUCACCGACCUCGUCAACGCCCUCCACCGCAAUACCGGCCUUCUCUUCCUUCCGUCGAUGCCAGAGGGUCGGCAAAUGGCACUCAAACAAACCGAAGAUCAAGUCAAGCAAAUGCGCGACGACGUAUCGACCCACACACACACCAAAACACACUACGUCCGGAGCAAGCUAACCACCAAGGUUCCCGGACGGACACACAAGGAAAAGGUCUACCCCUCAGGCCUGUCGGACCAAGACAUCAAAGCCGCGCUCGGCCUAGUCGACGAGAGCUGGGCGAGGCAGGAAUAUCGGCUGCAGCAGUAUCUGCAGCGUAAUUAUAAUAUCGCUAACGGGUUCCCCGUGUUAAUGGACGUUGACGAUGAGGAGUUCGAACGCCCGGAUACAGCGACUAGCCUCGGCAGGAUCCUUGACAAGGUUACCACGGAGACUACGCCUACUGUGGAGAAGGAUGUUCAGCUUGGUACUAUGACACCACCCGUCGACUACGAUACUUCGAAUCUUGGGAAGCAGCUGGAGUUGUCGUUUUCGGGGAGUCAGGGCAGUUUCAUGUGA
Messenger RNA from Dothidotthia symphoricarpi CBS 119687, 3420 nucleotides. RefSeq names its product leucine rich repeat protein-like protein. The record is from RefSeq and is a predicted model, not a curated record. NCBI's taxonomy places the organism in Eukaryota, Fungi, Ascomycota, Dothideomycetes, Pleosporales, Dothidotthiaceae. Bases 1 to 3420 code for a protein of 1139 amino acids. The transcript has 4 exons.